UAUAUUUAUAACUUUAUUUUCUGUAUGUCUGUAAAUAUAUUAAAGUGCCAUUCCAAAGUAAAUGUUGAUCAUGAACAUUUUGAUACUGAAGCUGUUUUACGUUUAUUUACGUAUAGGAACAACAGUGUAGAAGAAUGUCUCCAAGGGUUUUACUGGGAUAAGGACUCUCAUCAGUGCCAAAGUUGUCCAAUUGGUUAUUACGGUCAUAAUUGUUCCCUGCCCUGCAGAUACCCAAGCUAUGGCGAGCGAUGUCAGAAAGAAUGUAACUGUACGGUAGAAUACUGUAUCAACGAUAAGGGGUGUAUCAAUAAAACAAAUACGCAUUCCACACCCUUUGAUACAUUCUACAAUGUGACCAACUUUGAAAAGGAAUUAGAAGAAGAGUUAGACGUAGAAAAAUACAUUUUGAGACCGGCGUGUGGUAUUUUCGCUUUCCUUUGUAUUCUGGUGUUUGUUGUGUUUGGCUAUCGUCGACGAAUGAAUGCAUCCAACAACAAUAAACCAAACAAUGACUGCGAAUCAUACGAAUCACCCCAUAGAGAAGACAAUCCGUGCUCGGCCUCCCAGUCGUAUACAUCACUAAGAAAAGGAGAUGUAAUUGUCACAGAAUCUACGGCUGAAUCUGAAGAAAACGAUGGUUUCUACACCAAUAUUCCAUCAAUUAUUGAACAAAAUCUAUCUGAUGAACUGCCAAUGACUAUCGCGUCUGGCACAAGAGAACAAGUCUUGACAAAUAAAGACACACUACCAACCACUGAAAAAGAUUUCUCCAAAUCUUUGCAUGCCCAACCAAAGUUUCUUAACACGAAUACAGGUGAAGACAUCUAUGAAGAUAUGGAUCUAGAAAGUGGAAAUUGUAUUCCUAAAGUAGCACAUAUUGUUCAACCAUCUAGCAAGGAAUGCGAUCAUGGUCAUACAGAUGAUAAAACAGUCAACAUAUCCGAUGAUAUUAAUGGAUAUCCUUGCAUAGAAUCUGGCACAAAUGCAGAAGACGAUGGGCAUUCUGGCGAAAAUAUGUCUACAGUUAAUGCAAAACUUACACCUUCGAUUAAUGAGGAACAAGGCAAUAGAAAUGAGUUACAAAUUAUGUCAAUUACUGGGAAAGUUUCGAAUUCUGAAUCGUUGCACAUAAUGGCUUCACCUACAAACAGUGUAUACGUCCAAGUCACUAUAGAUUAGAACAUCCCAAAGAAAUUGUAAACACCUGCUUAAAGUGUUACAUUACGACGACAAACAGACGAACGCCGGACGUCCCAUGUGCCUCGCUCUGUAUAUGUGUAGCUAUAUGGAAAACUACAUUUACAAUGUUAAACUGUACGUGUUACCUGCCCACCGUAUUAGUUAAACAAAUGUUCUAUUCUAUCACUUCCAUAUUAGUUACUUUUGAAUAUCAAAAGAGAUUAUAUAUAUGUGACGAAAUUUUAAAGCAUCUUUUAUAUGGUAACGUUUUCCCAGAUUUUGCUUAUUUUCAUAUUUCGAACUGGAUUUAUAUUGUUCAUAUAUGUAUCGUUUCAAAAUACGUCAUUGGCAAAAUAUGUUUUUCAUAAACUGAUUCCAUGUUUCUGAAAUAAAAAAAAAUAUGACACUAUCUGAGAAAAAAAAAAAUGAUCUCUUCAUUUCUGAAGUUAUAUUGAAAACAAUAACCCUAUUUGGUGUUUCAAAUAUAGCCAAACGUUUAUCACAUCAAGAUUAAAGUUCUAAAAUCAUGUUUAUUUAUUCUUCCAAAUUUUUACAUACUUAUAUGUUUGCGCUUUGGAUGAAACUAUUUGGUUCAAUCCAUGCACACCCUUUCUGCACACUCGGAUAAAAUAUCUAUGCAUAAUGAUAGUGUUUUUCUUAAUACAACUCAAACAA
Molecule: messenger RNA, 1854 nt
Organism: Ostrea edulis (European flat oyster)
Lineage: Eukaryota; Metazoa; Mollusca; Bivalvia; Ostreida; Ostreidae
Exons: 3
Coding region: 25-1179 (384 amino acids)
Source: RefSeq, a predicted model, not a curated record